UCUGAAAGGUUUCUCGUUGCUGUUUUUUAUGAGUAAAGCGGAAGUUUGUUGCUAGAUUGACUUGGGCUCAGUGGAUGACAAGACUUUCAACUGGGAGAACUGGGUGGCGUCGGUUCUCCGAUCACUUUCGCUUUGGAGCUCAGUUAUCAACCGGCCUAAACUAAGUGCGCCACGCUCAGAGGAGGCUUUAUGAUUGUCACAAAAAGACUCAGUCGUGACCAUGCUGAGUCUAUCCAGAGCGCCUCUUUGCCUUUGUUUGUUGAUAUUGUUGGAGGCAGCUGUUCACUGGGGAACUGGUUCACCGGCUGCAGGUUUAGAUGAGGAUGCUUUCACCAUUCAGCACCAGAGCACAGGGAAAUGCCUGAGUGCAAGGGGUCCAGCAAACCUGAGCCUCGCCACCUGCAACUCAGCCAGCAAGUCCCAACAGUGGAAGUGGGGUUCAGGUCACCGGCUCUUCCAUGUGGGGACAUCGCUCUGCAUGGCGCUGGACGUCAGUUCCAAAAUGUUGACUAUGUUCGACUGUGGCUCCAACAUCCUGUUAUGGUGGCGCUGUUUGGACGGAGCUGUUUACACUGUUUAUCAGAUGGGCCUGGCGGUCAACAAAGGCAAAGUAGUGCUCAGUCGGGAAACUAAUGACACUUGGGUAAGAGGAGAAUCCCAAGACAACAUCUGCCAGAGGCCAUACCGCGUCAUCCAUACCAUGGAUGGGAACUCUGCCGGCAGCCCCUGUGAGUUCCCCUUCAAGUUCAAUAACAGCUGGUAUCAUGGAUGCCUCCCCGAUGCAGAAUUCCCUGGAAUGUCCUGGUGUGCCACCUCCUCAGACUAUGACCAAGACAAGAAGAUGGGAUACUGUCUGAAACCUGAGGAGGGCUGCCACACUCUGUUCACCGGUCCAGAUGGCGAUUCCUGCUAUGAGUUUGUCAUCAAUAGUGCGGUGACCUGGCACGAAGCUCUGGAUUCGUGUCGCAGUCAGGGAGCCGAUCUGCUUAGUUUCUCUGGGCCUGAUGAGCUCAAUUCUACAAUCUUGUUGAACGGCCUUCGCAGAAUGCCUGAGAAGAUGUGGAUCGGCCUUCACCAGUUAGAUACUUCUCAAGGAUGGCAGUGGUCUGAUGGCUCCCCCCUCUCCAUGUUACGCUGGGAAAAAGGAAUGCCCUUCACCUCCAUCAUCAUUCAGUCAGACUGUGGAGUCCUGAACUCUAAGAACAACUAUGAAACAAUGGCGUGUAACAGGCGGCUGCCAUACGUCUGCAAGAAGAGAGUCAAUGCCAGUGAGACAACAACAACAGAUUCUUUUGUCUAUAAGGAAACGUUGUGUAAGGAUGACUGGGUGCCGUGGAAUGGACUUUGUUACAAGUUGAUGGAGCAGCCAAAGAACUUCAACGCUGCCCAGGAACAGUGUAAAGCUGCGAACGGAGUUUUAGCCAGUUUCCACACGAUUGACAGCAAAGAGAUGAUCAGCACUAAUUUCCACGGAGAUGGCAAGACUUUAGACGUGUGGAUCGGUCUGGUUGGUGUCGGCGCGAACCCCACCGUCUUCAACUGGACGGACGGAGCACCCAUCACCUUCACUUACUGGGCUCCAUCACAACCGGUCCAGCCCACAUCGGAUACCAGCUGUGUCUCCUACACUGGAGAGUUUCAUAGUUGGCGGGUUGAGGAUUGCACACAGAUGCUGCCCUUCAUGUGCCAGAGGAAAGGAGAGGUCAAUGAAUCAGCAGCACAGGUCGGAUGUAGCUCGAAAGAUGGUUGGAAGAGACAUGGAAACUCCUGUUAUAAAGUGAACACAACGCAAGUGUCCUUCAAGGACCAUUGCAGCAUCACCAUAAGAAACAGGUUUGAGCAGGCCUUUAUUAACAGUCUGCUUCAAGAGACGGCAGGCAAGGAAACUCAGUAUUUUUGGAUAGGGUUGCAGGACAUCAACAGCACCAGGGAGUACAAGUGGGUGAGGGCAGAUGGGUCAAUGGAUGUGGCAACAUACACCAACUGGGGCUGGUUUGAACCAGAUCAGCAAGGAGAGUGUGUUGCAGUUUCCACUGCAAAGCCUUUGGGUAAGUGGGAGGUGAAGAACUGCGCUCUCUUCAGGGCCGGCACCAUCUGUAGAAAAGACCUCAUUAUACCUCCUGCCCCAGAACCAGAACCAAACCUUAAUGCAUCGUGUCCUAAUGGCUGGGUGUCCAGGCCAAACAUCAAAUACUGCUACAAGGUGUUUCAUGAAGAAAGGUUGAGCAGGAAGCGCUCCUGGGAGGAGGCCAUGAGGUUCUGUCAGGCUCUAGGAGCCAAUCUUCCCAGUUUCACAAACUUGGAUGAAAUGAGAGCCCUACAUUUCAUUAUGAGAGAGACUAUCAGUAAUAAUCGGUACUUCUGGGUCGGCCUGAACAGGAGAAACCCCGCAGAUCGCUCAUGGCAGUGGAGUGACGGCCGGCCCGUAUCUCUAGAUAUUUCAUACAGAAAUUUCUACGAGGAAGAUGCGUACGAUCGGGACUGCACUGCAUUCAAGACAAUGAAGAACAGCUUGAAACACGUGUUUUACUAUCUGCUGCACGACUUGUCUCCCAUACCUUUCUACCCCAGACCCUUUCAUUGUGACGCGCAGCUGGAAUGGGUCUGCCAAAUACCUCGAGGAGUGACACCGAAAACGCCAGAGUGGUACAAUCCCGAUGGGCAUCAUAACUCGUCCAUCUUUGUGGAUGGAGCAGAGUUUUGGUUUGUUAAUAAGCCACGGCUCAGUUUUCAGGAGGCGAGGCUCUUUUGCAAUUCUGAAAACGGUACACUGGCGGCUCCAACUAACGCCGAUGCUGCUAUUAAAAUCCAAAAUGAAAUGCAUAAAAUAUCAGAUCAGAAGCAAAGCUGGUGGAUUGAUAUGACACAGCCUGGACACAUAUUCCCUAUGACGUACAACUCUAUGUACUAUAACCAUUUAUUUCCCCUGGGUAACUGCACCUACAUCACUCCUGAAAGUGUCUUUCCCGACUCUGACCAGUGCUCACGGAGGUUACCGUUUGUGUGUGAAAGAGUGAACACCACAUUAGUGGAGAAAAACCCCCUGGAGCCUCAGCCUGGAGGACUGCCCUGUGGAAAGGAAUCUGUCCCCUUCAGAAAUAAAUGCUACACGCUGAUGAAGAAUUCAAAACCUUUUAACUUCAAGGGUGCCGACGAGGAAUGCCAGACGGUAAAAGGAACCUUGGUCACCAUCUCUGAUCAGGUGGAGCAAGAUUUCAUCAACACCCUCCUGAUGGACACAAAAGACAUGAACAAAACAUGGAUUGGUAUGAAAAUCCAGAACAGUGAAGCUUCAUGGAUUGACAAGUCCAAAGUGAACUACUUAAAUUUUAACCCUCUGCUCCUGGGCAUGCACAAGGUCGUGGCUUUUCAUCCAUGGGAUCUGGAGAGUUUGGAUUUGUGCGUGUUCAUGCUCCAUAACCCCAAGUCUGACAUGCUGGGUACCUGGGACUACACCAGCUGCACAAAGAUGCUAAAUGUGGCUGUUUGCCAACACUAUGCAGAUAAGCUAGAGGAGCCACAGGUCCCCACGAAGCCUUUCGUUGUCAAUAACCACACCGUGCUGCUGCUUGUCAAAAAUCUCACCUGGUCUGAGGCGUCAGAGGAGUGCAAAAAAAACGACAUGGAACUGGCAAGCGUGGCUGAUACCUACAUGCAAUCCGUCCUCACCAUGCACGUGAGCCGUGCAAAAACACCCAUGUGGAUUGGACUCUUUAGCGAAGAUGACGGGAACCACUACCACUGGACUGACCAAAGUCACACUGUGUUCAGUCGCUGGUCUUCUGAUGUCACUAGUGGCCAAUGCGUUUACCUGGACACUGAUGGCUUCUGGAAAGCCACUGAGUGUGAGGACACUCUAGGAGGUGCUAUCUGCCACAAACCAAGCAAGCACAAAAUCCCUACACAUAAGGAUGAUUCAAUGAAGUGCCCCCAUAAAAAAAAUGGUCCAAACUGGAUCCCCUGGAAGAAUAAUUGCUACUCAUUUCAGCUGGUUGGCUCCAGAUGGGAGUCGUAUAACCGAGGACGUAUUGAGAAUAUCUGCAAAAAACUUGAUGCAGGUGCAGACAUCCUGACUAUCCGAAAUGCACAAGAGAACGAGUUUAUAAAGAGCCAGCUGCUGCCCUUUGAGUCAUUGGUCCAGUUUGUAUGGCUGGGACUGUUCAAGGAUAACAAUGAUAACCAGACAAGGUGGUAUGAUGGCACAAAUGUGCAAUAUUCCAACUGGGCGAAAGGCCGACCAAAUUUAGAAAGCCCAUUCUUAGCCGGUCUCACGACUGAUGGCACGUGGAUUCUCGUCGCAAACAAAGAGCUACACCCCGUAUUCAAGCAGAGGACGAUUGUGAGCUGCAAGCUGGAUAAUGAAUCCAAGAAAGAAUACAACCAGUCAGCCAAGGAUUUUCAGCAGUAUGGUAACUUAACAUAUAGGGUUGUUACCCGAAAGUUGAAUUGGUCUCAGGCUCUAGGCGAAUGUGAUAAGCUUGGAGGCCACCUGGCAAGCAUCCAUGACGUGGAGCACAACGCACACCUGAGGCUCAUUUCCAAGAUGGAUGGCUUCCCACUCUGGAUUGGCCUGUCAAACUAUGCUGUCAGUGGCUCACCCUAUGAAUGGUCUGAUGGAACAAAAUUUGACUACCGUCCCACCAUCUCUAACUCCCAAGACACACCGAAAACCAACUGUGUUUAUAUAAACCCUGCUGGAGACUGGAAAAGGACCAGCUGCGAUGCUAUGAUCGAUGGCGCCAUCUGUUACACCACCAAUAUUACCUCUUCUUACCAAAGAGCCAAACUACAAGAUGGCCCAGAAACUAAUCAUUGCCCUCAGGUUGAUGGUAAGUCCAAGUGGGUUCAGCACAAGGAUCACUGUUACGCUUUUGACAUGAGCUUCUACAACUACAGACUCCACAGCAUGGAACAGGCCAAGGCUCUCUGCCAGGAGAUGGAUUCCCAUCUACUAACCAUCGAAACCAAAGACGAAAAUGAUUUUCUGGCCAACUACAUCACUGAACACCCUCUCAUCACCAGUCAAGUGUGGCUCGGCAUAGAUCUUGAUACUCUUGAUACUCAAGGUAAGCCUGUAUCCUGGCAGGAUGGCUCCCAUCUGAAUUUCUCUAACUGGUCAUCUACAGCCUUCACCGGGAAGAAGUCCAGGUCCCAGUGUGCCGUCAUGGCGACAGGCAAUGGUGGAAACUGGAAUCUGGUCCCCUGCGAGAGUAGCUACAGCCGUGUUGUUUGCAAAACGAAAGCAAAGUCUGCAGGCUCCCCGGCGGCACUGGGCUUCUUCAUCGUGGCCCUCAUCGCUCUCAUUUUAGCCCUCAGCUUUGUCAUCUACAAGAAAAACCGAGCCCGGUUCCAUUCUUCCGUCCGCUACGAGAGGACCUUUAACGAUAUGGACACCACCAGUAUAAUUGAUGCAGACUGAGCCUGCUUCAAGUUUUCAGCCUCAGGAAGUAUUGAUAUGCCUGCCUCAAGUUAUUUUUUUUUUAACGUAAUCUCCCCCCUCCUCUUUUUAAAUUAUUUAUUUAUCUUUCUCAAAGCCAAAUUUUUUUUCUGUGUGAAACUGUAAAUAUAGUUUGAGAUUUGUGAAUAUUUCCCAAUCAGUUUCUUAAUUUGGGUUCAGAUUGUGUUUAAUAAGAGCAGCACUGUAUACUUAAUUUUAAUGCGUGGGCUUAUUCUUCUUGGUCUUUUUUUUAAUUUUAUUUCAAUGAUAAAAAUGGGAUUUUCAGAUGCUUUACAAACUUAUGCAACCUGCAGCCUCAACAGCUAAAAUUGCACUGAUGCAUGAGUGACUUCAAACAUUCACAAACGUGCUUUUAACCAAUAAUCCACUGUCUGAUUUACGUGGCGGGGGGAUCAAUAUAUGAAUAGGAUUUUUUUAAAAGCACAGGUCAUCUGAAAAUACAGUAACAACCUGUUUUCUUUAAAGUGUUUAUAUAUCUAGAUUGUAUUUCAGGUAACACUGCGACAUGCCCUGACUUUUGUCUUCAAGCAAAACAGGGAAACUAAAGGCCGUGGCUCUUAAAUCAUUUUUCUUUGGUUUGUUGUAUGCCGACUGCAACUCAGCUGUACUGAAAGCUGGUUUGACAAACUAACACUGUGGCCUAAGAAAAUACAUGUGUAUUUUAGUUUGACUGCACUUUAAAGUAACAUUUUUUUAGCUUUUUUUUUUUUUUUUUUUACUUUAAAGCGCAAACAUUAUCUAGUUUAAUUUUAAAUGUACUUAAAAGAUUGUUAUAGACAUGUAUUCAUGUCUAACAAUGGUUUUAUUAGUGUGAGGGCAAAAAGGAAUUUAAAAAAACAACUUAAUCCUACUGAUAAGCUUUGAAGGGUCCUCUCCUAGCUUAAGAUACCAUAUUUAAUGAUAUGGCUCUGGCUUUACUAUGUACUUGACUACUGACCAAGAACGCACUUUAAUACCUUGUGGAGAAGCAGUUCCCAAAUUCAAGCACAGUGAGUUUUGGAAAGUGUUGUUUUUUUGUCAUGUUUGCUAUUGAGAUUGCACUGCUGUUUCCUGUAAAUGCUCUGUAAAUAAGUGAUGUGUUUAUUACUGAGAAUGAACCAAAGACGCUCUGACUCAUUUUGAAUGGUAAAAGCCAGAGGAACUGCUUCUGUGUGGCUUGUUAACCUGUCUUUAUAUCAAACUGCAGACCAAAUGGUUGUUUUGCUUGGUUUACUUUCACGUCAUUGCUGCUCAAACUUAUCAGCUCAAAUCAGGUGCCGUAUGCUUCCAAUAAAAUGCAUGGUUUUCAAUGGC
Oreochromis aureus is the source of this 6751-nucleotide messenger RNA. It is a transcript of the gene ly75, whose product is annotated as lymphocyte antigen 75. Lineage: Eukaryota; Metazoa; Chordata; Actinopteri; Cichliformes; Cichlidae. The transcript has 35 exons. Bases 221 to 5419 code for a protein of 1732 amino acids. Gene Ontology annotation, molecular function: signaling receptor activity. The record is from RefSeq and is a predicted model, not a curated record.